This is a messenger RNA of Drosophila suzukii, 2244 nucleotides long. RefSeq names its product pentatricopeptide repeat-containing protein 1, mitochondrial. Lineage: Eukaryota; Metazoa; Arthropoda; Insecta; Diptera; Drosophilidae. The record is from RefSeq and is a predicted model, not a curated record. Gene Ontology annotation, cellular component: mitochondrial matrix. Gene Ontology annotation, molecular function: protein binding; tRNA binding. Gene Ontology annotation, biological process: tRNA 3'-end processing.
UCAGCUGUUUCUUUAUUUACAUCGCAGCGGCAAGCACGUUUGAAAUAGUUCUUUAAUUACAUAAAAAUCACAGAAAAUUGCAAGAGAAACUAUGGCUCUGCGGUUACUUGGCCGUACAAUGGCCUCCCACAUGCGUGGCUUGCAAAUUAACGCGCGCAGGAGGGGAUUAAAUGGUUAUAACAUCGCUCAGCCGGAAGUGCCUUCUGCAUCCUGGUCGUGGGCACAAAGUCGCCUGCUGCACGUGAGGAUUACGGAUCAGGAAGCCGGUUUACAGACCAAACGAGAGGCCAACCGGAAUCAGAACCCUUUCCGUGAAGAAUUUCUUGAGGAACCAGUCACAGAAGCACCCAAGGAGCGCCAGAAAUUCAGACCACAGAAGAAGCUCAAGGAGAAAUCCCCCAAAAAGGUGCAGGACUUUGGGGAUCCGGAUACAUUUGGCGAUGCCAAGAUAAAUGAAACCGAAGACCCUGGAGAUGUCGAAGAAGAAGAAUUCAUCAGCAACCCCACGCGGCGUUCCAAGAAACUGCAGGCCGUUGAAUAUGCCCGCCAGAUUAAAGAUCACCUGAAGGCGAACCGCCUGAACGAGGCCAUUGCCGUGCUGGAGCAAAGAAUGCUGCGAGAGGAUCGCGCCAAGCCGGACAAGUACAUCUACAACCUGCUUAUCAGUGGAUGCGCCAAGGUGGGCUAUACUCGCAAGGCUUUCUCCCUGUACACCAAGAUGCGUCAGCGUGGUCUACAGGUGACCGGCGGAACCUACACCUCGCUCUUCAACGCCUGUGCGAAUGCUCCUUCUCUGAGUGAUGGCCUGGCCAAGGCUCAAAUUGUGCGGGAGAAUAUGCUGGAGAAGGGCUACGAACCGAAUGUGAAGAACUACAAUGCCAUGAUCAAGGCCUAUGGAAGAUGCGGAGAUGUGGACACUGCCUACAUGCUGGCCGACGAAAUGAAGGAGCGCCAGCUGGAACUGAAUGCCGAUACAUAUAACUUUCUGCUGCAGGCAUGUGCCAGCAACUCGGAGCACGGUUUCCGGCAUGCUCUGCUCACCUGGCACAAGAUGUUGCAAAGCGGUAUCAGUCCGGACUACUAUAGCUUUAAUGCGAUGCUGAGGUGUGCAAGGGAUUGUGGAUUUGGUGACUUGGAUUCGAUGCGGGAGGUUCUCGCCCAGAUUGCUCCGGCAGCAGCUAGCAGAAAGCCCAUUCUUCAGUUGGAGGAGGGACAAAAAGAUGACUUACGUAGUAUUUCUCAAAACAAUAAUUCUUUGCCUGCUCAAAUCGAGGUGUCCACAACCGCAAGCGAACUGGAACUGCCCAAUCUCCUGUUGCCCCGACCCCAUUUGGGCAGUUUGGUGGCCUUGGAGGAGGUUACCCGACCACAUGAGCGGUUCUUGCUCCUCGGCGGCCUCACCGGUUUCUUGGAGCACAUGAAGCAGCACAAUAUCACACCGAAUAUCGAAACCUUUACCACAAUGUUGGAGGUAAUUCCACCUACAAACUCUGCGGAGAAACAGCUGCUGACUUUUGUGCGCAAAAUAGGACUCAAGGCGGACAUAGACUUCUUCAACAUACUGAUCAAAAAGCGUUCCAUGCGCUUUGAUUAUGAGAGUGCUCGCGAAGUGCUCACCAUGAUUCGCACGGCCGGAUUGCGUCCAGAUAUUGUCACCUAUGGGGUUCUCGCUUUGGGAUGUCGCACACAAGAGGAGGCCAGAGAACUUCUGCAACAGAUGAAGGAGGCGGGCAUUAAGAUGAACAUGCCCAUCCUGGGCGCCAUGCUAAGACAGGGUUGCGCCAACAAAUCCUUUGGCUACAUCAACGAGAUCAUUCAGCUGAGUCUGGAGGAGGGCAUUAAGCCCAAUGAAUCCUUCCUCCGCCAUCUGCACAACUUUCACAGGGGCUGCGCCAGAGCAAUUGAUGCCAGGCAUCCCUCGACCAAGACUGCCGCCUUCAAAAAGGGACACUCAAAAUUCUGUGAUAAAUACCGCCUGUACUACGAGGAACUGGGCUUGGCUGGUCUCAAGCUGGAAGAUGCCAUUGCAAAGAUUAAAGAGCGUCCAUAUGAGAAGUUCAAAUUGCCGCCCGUUGAAGGAAUGGAACCUCUCAAGCACGAACAACUCAAACACAAAACCAAACAGCGGAAGUACAUCAAGAAGAUAAAGAUAGAUCAGCUGCAAGAUGACCCUCCCAGAGAGCCUUUAAAGAGGAUAGAAUAAGUUCAACAGUAUAACUUCGAUUAAACUUUAUUAUUUGUUAA